Molecule: messenger RNA, 4956 nt
Organism: Motacilla alba alba
Lineage: Eukaryota; Metazoa; Chordata; Aves; Passeriformes; Motacillidae
Gene: BDNF
Product: brain derived neurotrophic factor
Exons: 2
Coding region: 912-1676 (254 amino acids)
Biological process (GO): positive regulation of peptidyl-serine phosphorylation; memory; neuron projection morphogenesis
Molecular function (GO): nerve growth factor receptor binding; growth factor activity
Source: RefSeq, a predicted model, not a curated record
CAGACCGGAAUUGACUUGGCUAUAGAAAUCACGGGCGGAGCCGGGGCGCUGCUGGGGCCCCGAGGGGAGAAGGGGAGAGCAAAAGCAGAUGCCGGGGAUGCGCUCCCCUCCCCUCUGCCUUGGCGGCGGCAGGGGCUCAGUGCCGGCCGGCGGAGCAGCCCGCCCCCGGGAUGCGCCUCUCGGCGAGGGAGGAGGGGGAGGAAAAGCGUGCGGGAAGUUGCAGCUCGGGAAAGGCAGGGGUUUCGGAAAGGAACUCGUCUUGGCAACUGUGCCAUGCUCCUCUUGUGGCAGGACCUAGUAUGCAACAAGUCCCUGGAGCACUUCCCGUGAGAGCGCAGUGAACGUGACAUUCAAACAAACAAACAAUCCCCCAAAUGCUGACUUACCUGUCCCGAACGUAAAUCUCCAGAGCCGGCUCGUCUUGCACGGCCCCAGGUGCGAGCCGGGAGGUGGAAGGAGGGCGGUGGGAGUCAGGCAGGGCUCGCUGCGUAGCGCGCCCGGCCGGCCAGGACUUUGCUCGGGAACUUAAUGUCCCGCUCCGGUUUCCUGGGAGGCGGCUGCGAUCACGUUUUAUACUGUAUUGGUUGGUAACCCCUCUCAUUCAUUAAGAUCACGUAAGAACUCAGAGGGAAACGUGACUCUGAGCUAAGGCGUUUGCGUAAAUCUAUAGGUUUUUAAAACUCCCUGCCAGUUGCUUUCUGUCUUCUGUAGGCACCAAGGUGGUGGAGAGUUUAAGCUUGCGGAUAUUGCAAAGGGUUAUUAGAUUCAUAAGUCACACCAAGUGGUGGGCGAUCCACUGAGCAAAGCAGAAGUUCUCACAUGAUGACUUCAAACAAGACACAUUACCUUCCAGCAUCUGUUGGGGAGACUGGAUUUUAAACCACUUCUGUCUCCAGGACAGCAAAGAAACAAUGUUCCACCAAGUGAGAAGAGUGAUGACCAUCCUUUUCUUUACUAUGGUUAUCUCAUACUUCACUUGCAUGAAAGCUGCCCCAAUGAAAGAAGCCAGUCUAAGAGGACAAGGCAGCUUGGCUUACCCAGGUCUCCGGACCCACGGGACACUUGAGAGCAUAAAUGGGCCCAGUGCCGGUUCCAGGGGACUGACAUCAUUGGCAGACACUUUUGAACACGUCAUAGAGGAGCUUCUAGACGAGGAGCAGGACAUCCAGCCCAGUGAGGGAAACAAGGAUGCAGACUUGUACACAUCCCGAGUCAUGCUAAGCAGUCAAGUGCCUUUGGAACCCCCUCUGCUCUUCCUGCUCGAGGAGUACAAAAACUACCUGGAUGCUGCAAAUAUGUCCAUGCGUGUCCGGCGCCACUCCGACCCAGCUCGCCGUGGGGAGCUGAGCGUGUGCGACAGCACCAGCGAGUGGGUGACGGCAGCAGAGAAAAAGACUGCAGUGGACAUGUCCGGGGCCACUGUCACCGUCCUGGAGAAAGUCCCAGUGCCCAAAGGCCAGCUGAAGCAAUACUUCUACGAGACCAAAUGCAACCCCAAGGGGUACACAAAGGAGGGCUGCAGGGGCAUAGACAAGAGGCACUGGAACUCGCAGUGCCGAACUACCCAGUCUUACGUGAGAGCUCUCACCAUGGAUAACAAAAAGAGAGUUGGCUGGCGCUUCAUAAGGAUAGACACUUCUUGUGUAUGUACAUUGACCAUUAAAAGGGGAAGAUAGUGGAUUCGUGUUGCAUAGAUUAUAUUGAGACAAAAUUAUCUAUUUGUAUAUAUACAUAACAGGGUAAAUUAUUCGGUAAAAAAUAAUUUUAUGGACUGCAUGUAUGACUGAAGUUUAUACAGUACAGUGGUUACACAAUCUAUUUAUUGAACAUAUCCAUGACCUGGAGGGGAAAGGGGAACAAUAGUCAUUUGCGCACAAGUUUAAACAAAGAAACAAAAAAACAACAAAAAAAAAAAAUUUAAAAAAAAAUCAAGCAAACAAAAAAGUCUGCAUUACAUUCCUCCAUAACAUUGUGGUUUGUCGCCAUUGCCAAGAAUUGAAAAUAUAAAAAAAAUUUUAAAAAAAGGAAUAAAGUUGCAUGCUGCUUCAAUUGUGAAUUAAUGAUAAACUGUCCUCUUUCAGAAAAAUAAAUUAAACCAAAACAUUCUGUUUACAUUUUAGACAGUAAGUAUCUUUAGUCUGUUAGUAUAUAUGUUUACUGCUUCUGACUUCUGAUAGCGUUGAAAUUAAAACAAUGUCAAGGUGCUGUUGUCAUAGUUUUACUGUUCCUCUUUUACUUUUGAACUCCCAUCAGAUUGAAAAACAAAAAAAUCAUUACCUUAUUCUGGAUUAGAAAAAAAAUUUGGUUUUUGUAUGUUGUGAAGGUGUUUGCAAUAGCAGUCCAACUACUGACAAAAAAAUAAUAAAGAGGCAACUGAAAAAGAAUGGUGAUGUUCCACUUCACAUUGCUGAACUUCAGGCUUAAAGACAGCACUUAUUUAACUGUAUGGCAACAUGCUUUAUUGGUUGUUGGGGAGGGUGAUUCGUUGUUGUUGGGGGUUUUUUUGUCUUUCUUUUUCAGUUUUUAGUCUUUUGAGACAUGCAUUUGCUUAUACCAUGUUUGCUUGUGUUUGAGAAAUUUUUUCCCCUUUUCUCCCUCUGGAGGGACAUUGGUUGUGAUCUUUAAGUAUUUCACUUACCAUAGAACUGGAGCUUGUCUUAUAGAGAAUAUUCUAUAGUGUUCAGAGCAAUUAUUUUCCUAUAAUAAAAGACUGUGCUUGGAUCAAAUGUCUUGGUGAAGCACGGUGAGAGUGUCACUAGAAAAAGGGUCUAGAAAAGAGAAUGGAGGGUCUGAAAUCAGGCUGUGGGACUAUAGCUCAGCCAGUUUGGGAACAAAUAACAGUGCUUUCGGUUGGCUGAGGCUGUCCCAGUUGCAGUCAUUACUGAAUGUGGUCCUGUGCAUUAUGUUAGAGAGCAAGAGCUUGGCCAUGUGUGUGGAUGCCCUUCCCCUGCAGAGCAUGCCAGCAGCCCCAGGCCUGCAGAGCUGGUGGGCAAACUCUGGGGCAUCUGUUCCUGAAGGAGCCCUGGAAACCAGCUUGGGAAUGUACAGAGAGGAGCUGCUUCCAGCAGAAAGCAAUCGGCAUUGUGUUCGUACGGCUCCACCUCUGCCGGCAGACUUACCUUGUGAAACAAAUCCUGGCACUAAAAAACCACUCUGGAAGUAAAUGAGGAGCAAGUGAUGGAGGAGUUGUCUUUAGCUUGCUUAGGUCUGAGGGAUGUGUUCACUCUGUGCUCCUCCUCUUCUGACAGAAGUACUGCUAAAAGGGCAGGUUGUGAGGCUGAGAGCUGUGCACAGUACACUGGCCACAGUGGGCUGAGAACUGAAAUAGCUUGUUAGAAAGCUCACUGGAGGCUUAGGCUAUAUUUGUAGAUAAAGGCUAUAUUUCCUGGAGAUAAAGAAAUAGCUGAACAAGUAGAAUACUGCAAAAUAUAAUCUGCUUCUGAAAGCUGUAGAAUCUGUGUUUAUUAAAACUCUGACUAGGCAAAACUUACGGAAAUAUGUUUGCCCCAGUAAUGCUCUUUGAAGAGCAUAUUUAACACUGAUUUUGUGUCAUCGCUGGUAGAAACGUAUGCUGGAAGCUAACAGACACUUUCACAUCAGUGAUUUCUUCCGCUUUGGGUAGAAGGGCAGCCCCUUCCUGAGGGUAAUUGCCUGUCAGAGUGCCAGUGGCCAUGUGCACACCAGAGUGUGAGUGAGAAGAGAGGGUUGUGUGACCCACCUGACCUUCAAACUUCAGCCUUCCCCAUUGAUUGCUGAUGGGCAUUUCCCACACAGGAAAAAAAAAAACGACCAAACAAACAAAAAAAACCCUUAUUGAAAUUCUCAAAACUUCAUCUCAGAUACUCUUCAUGCAAAUUAAAUCAUAGAAUCAAAGACUGUUUUGUGUUGGAAGGGACCUCAAAGAUCAUUUUUAUCAUGGGCAGGUACACCUUCCACCUGACCAUUUCAUUCCCCUGGGGCUACACCUGUGUGUGUUGUAAUUUGCAUUCAGUAAACCCAGCGUGACUCAGGAGUUGUUCUCAGCGGUACUCCUCACCUGCAGCAGAGAAGUGCUGUAAUGUUGGCUCCUCUUAAAACAAGGGCUGGUUGCUGUGAAGGAAAGGAUGAUGCUGAUGUGUGAAUAACAAACAAAUCACUCAUCUAGACUGGAAGAGAUAGCUAGGAUCUGACUGUAGUCUAAUUCACAUACAGGAAUCAAGUAACUGCCAGUUCAAAGAAAUUUCCAGUAACUACCAGUUCAAAGAAAAGAGAAGUGUUAAUGCCCAAAUCAUGCUAGAAAUAAAGCUCCUUACUUCCCAGAGUUAACUGUGGCUAUAUCCUUUACUUGUAAAUACUCAGCUGGCACAGUGAGAGUGGUGCAGGUGUGGCAGAAUGAGAGGAGUGGGAUGGUGGGUUCAGAGGGGUGAAGGACAGCCCGUGGAGCUGGGGGCACUGAGGGUGGAGCUGGGAGCCCAGAGAACUGUGCCUGGUACCUACACCACAGAGAUGUUCUCCAGAACAUGCCAGCUCUAUGCUCAGUAACUGAUCAGUAAUUGAUAUUAUUGAUAUUGGCAAUUAACCUGCAAUAGUGAUUGAUAAAUUGAUUUUAUUGAUAUUGGCAAUUAACCUGCAGCCCCACAGCUCUGCCAUGCCUGACAUUGCACAUCCAUGCUCACAGGCUGGGCAGUUGAAGUUAACACAGAGACAGAGAGGGGAGGGUUGGUUUUCCUUCACAUCACUUCAUUAAACUCUUAAUUAAACUUCAUUAACUCUUGCUGUGGUCUGUUGGUGACAGAAGUAUUCCAUGCAUGUCAGCAGGCCUAGUGCUGUGUUAAAGGACUCUUGCAACUGUAAGUUCAUGUCUGUGGCCUUGUUCUCUAUUAUUCAUCUUGUGUAACAUAAAUAUUUAUUGUAUAUUUAUAUAAUUUUAUGGUUUUUUUGAAAAAUACUGAAAUUGGCAUUAAAAUUUAAAAGCAA